This is a messenger RNA of Chondrus crispus (carragheen), 153 nucleotides long. RefSeq lists its product as hypothetical. Bases 1 to 153 code for a protein of 50 amino acids. The transcript has a single exon. The record is from RefSeq and is a predicted model, not a curated record. NCBI's taxonomy places the organism in Eukaryota, Rhodophyta, Florideophyceae, Gigartinales, Gigartinaceae.
AUGGCGACACUGUCAGCGCGAUGUCAGGCCGACAGAAUCGGUAGGUCCAGAAAAGAGCUUCUUCGAUUUAUGAAACGAGUCGCGGGCUGCUGUCUUUUAAUUCAUAUAUUUUUGUCGUUAAGGGGGCAUGUGGUACAGACUGUUCAGUUCUAG